GGGUGUACCCAGUCCGUGUGACGUCACUGCAUCUGUCCCCUGUACCCCGGGUUCAUUAAAUCCUGCCUCAUCACAUCGCCGCGCACCUCGCCCUCUCCACACCUCACCUCCGAUUCACCGGGACUCAUUUCUCUACUUCAACUCUCGACCCGGACUGUAAAAACACGGAAAUAAACAUCCACGCCGCGGGGGGAGCGAGUUAUAAAACUUCAUUAUUUGCAUGAUUAUUUUUUUGUGUUUUUUAGUUUCCACGCUGGUUGUAGCCUGAAGCUGUUUUCUCAGCGGUAGCCAAACUCCAUGCAGAAAAAUGCCAAAUUUCCCCCCGCCGACACAAAAAGGUUAAGCCGGCUUGAGCUCCACUUGAUUAUUUUGUAAGUAUGCAGCUGAGGUUUUCAUUCGGCGCGAAUUCCAUUCAUCAAACAUCCUUUUUUUCUGGAUGGAUUCAAACUUUGCUGUCAAGUUGAUUUCGCUCGCUUUCCAAACUCAGUCGGUGCGCUGUGUUGUGAACGUUCGUUGUGCGCUCACACCUGGAAACAUCUGGCUCAGCUCCGGACAGGGAAAGACGCAGACAUCGUUGUUGGUGUAUUUUUCGAUUGAUUUGAUGGGAUUUGGAGUCCCACGCUGCAGCAGGCUUUUAGACAAGUAGGAUGGCUGCAGAUGGGUGUACCCAGUCGGUGUGACAUCACCGCAUCUGUCCCCUGUACCCUGGGUUCAUUCAAUCCUGCCUCAUCACAUCGCCGCGCACCUCGCCCUCUCCACACCUCACCUCCGAUUCACCGGGACUCAUUUCUCUACUUCAACUCUCGACCCGGACUGUAAAAACACGGAAAUAAACAUCCACGCCGCGGGGGGAGCGAGUUAUAAAACUUCAUUAUUUGCAUGAUUUUUUUUAGUGUUUCUUUAGACGGCUUCUUCAGGACUCGUUAUCUUUUGGAAGUCAGGGAAAUAUUCUCUCCACAAAUCCCCACCAUGAAUUUAAAAGUGGACCUGUGCCACACCAAGCAGUACAUCGACCCCGACCAGAACCGUCUGAUCAGCGCCGUCAUGUUCGCUGCGGGCAUCCUUGGCAACGUGGCCGCCCUGGUGAUCCUGGAGAUCCGGCGGCGCCGAGACGUGAGGACCGGGAACAAGCGGCGGCAAUCGUUCUUCCACGUCCUCAUCGCGUCGCUGGUGGUCACCGACCUGGCAGGGACGUGCCUGGUGAGUCCGCUGGUGCAGCUGUCGUAUUCUCAGAACACCACCAUGGAGGGGAUGUCCCCGGUGUCCCACAGCGUGUGCGGCUACUUCGGCUUCAGCAUGACCUUCUUCAGCUUGGCCACCAUGUCGCUCCUCUUCAUGAUGGCGCUGGAGAGAGGCUUUGCCAUCGGGUACCCCUACCUCUACAGCCGCCAUGUCACCAGGAAGUGCGCCUACAUCACCAUACCAGCAGUCUUCUUGUUGUGCAUUUUGUUCUGCCUCCUCCCGUUUGCUGGAUUUGGUGUUUAUGUUCAAUACUGUCCAGGCACGUGGUGCUUUAUCGACAUGAAUCCAGAUUUACCGGCCAACCGCGCCUACGCGUGCCUCUACGCGUCAGUGAUGCUCAUGCUGGUGCUAGCUAUCGUGGCGUGCAACUGCUUUGUGGUGUACCAGCUGUUCAGGAUGUACCAGCGGCGCAAGAGGAACGGCGGCUCCGUCAUGGCCACCACGAGAGCCAGCAGCGAGGGCAGGAAGAUGUCGAUGGCCGAGGAGGUGGAGCAUCUCAUCCUGCUGGUGUUCAUGACCAUCAUCUUCAUCAUCUGCACACUGCCCCUAGUGAUUCGAGUGUACAUCAACUCAACGCAAUUAGGUGAGGAGUCUCACCCAAUGGACCUGAUCGCCCUCCGCUUCAUCUCUGUCAACUCCAUCAUCGACCCCUGGGUCUUUAUCUUCCUCUCCCCCAGUGUGCUGCACUUUUUCUGGGCCUCAGUUUGCCCGGCGACCUUGAGGACCUCCAGGGGUUCUGGUUUUCAAACAUCAUUAGCGAAAGAGACUUCUCAGACUAACGUCCAACUUUCUUGUUCAACAAGACAUUUUCAGACUGCAGAAGCUCUAUGACCAUACCAGUAUUUCAUUUAAGGUCUUCAUAUUUAUUGGACUUAAUAUUGGAUGGGGGUUCUCCUUUGUAAUCCAUUGAACCGGUGAGCAGUGUUGGACCAAAACAUCCCAUUGUGAAAAUGGCCAUUUAUGUACAACAGAAAAAGAACCACAGUCUUUGGGCUGGUCCUGUCAUUUUCAUGGAUUUACACCCUCCACAAACUUUCCAGUUGUGUUGACACAGACAUGUCUGGAGCUUUAUUAUCUAAGUGUUAAAGCUCAACAGUUUGCCUCCUUUGCUGCUUAUAUUUGAAUGCCAUUAACUCAUUCUUAAGGCUGCUGAUUGUGGAUGGCAAAGAAAAAGACUUCCUCCAGGUUCGGUUUUGUUCUGGAAUAGACAAGUUGCAAAUGUUUUGGUGUGUAUUAAAUUCAUCGACGAUGUGGAAAGGCUUGGGCGCAGGUGGUAAACAGACGAGUAUUUCAAUAAGCCUUUGAUUCAGGACAAACACUGAAGAAGGAGUUAACCAAUGACUUCAGACCUUGCUGUUUACACCUUAUUGGACACGCUGACACUACAUGGUAUCAAAUGAUGGAUUUUCAGGGCCGAUGGGUCCCCAUGUCUACCGGAUCAUGACAUGUAGUCUGACCUGGGCAUUAUGUAUGAUGUGUAAUCUAUACAUGGGGCCUUUUAAUGUUCAUUAUGAGAUGCCUGGGGCGUGACUUACUGUUUUAUCACCUUGAGAACAUUAUCUUAUCACCUCUGAGCUUCUUAACCCCUGGUAACCUUUUCCUCUCACAUUCCAAACAGAUUCCUGCUGAAGAGGUCAAAGGGCAACCAGCCGGGAAACCCUGUUUUUGAAAAAGAGAAGUCACUCAGGGAGUGGCUGACAAAAAUGAAAAAGGCUAUGUGGAUUAUAGUUUCAAUGUGGAUGUACAGUAUGAAAGUUCUUCAUAUGAGACUGAGGUGACCUUUGACUUGACACCGUCUGCCUUUUUUUUAAAUUAACAAAAGAGUUAUCGUCUGUUUUUUUAUUCUAAUAGAUUCAUGGCCCAUUAUCGUAGCAAAUUAUGGUUCUUUUUAAAGAGCAAGAUCAGGUUAUCUGUAUGAUAAUCAAUACUUUAUUCUAACUAACUUUUUAUUUAUUUACUACAUUUUCAUAAAAGUGGAGAAUUAGUAAACAAAGGAAAGUGUACAUGAGUGUUAUUCACCAUUUGGCUUAAUCCAUAGUAAAGUGUAUCACAUUGACAUUACAAACUAAAUGAGACCAACACAUUUGAGGUAAGCUCAACAUGUGACAAACUCCACAGAACUUUUUGGUUGCAUUGUUAUCUACAUCUGUUAAAAACGUCUCCAUCAGUUAAUGUAUCAUUGUCAUUUACAAAAGAUGUUAUUUAUACAGAAUAUCUACAACUUGGUGACAAAGUGUCUUUUGCUCUUUAAAAGAAAAAAAAGCCACUGUUUGCUUUAAAUCUGUGCCAUACACAAGCUCUCAGAGAAGUCUUAUGGGGAAUGAAUUCAUAGAGAAUUUACAAGUUUCACUUUGAAUCUGGCUCUUACUUU
Molecule: messenger RNA, 3613 nt
Organism: Labrus mixtus (cuckoo wrasse)
Lineage: Eukaryota; Metazoa; Chordata; Actinopteri; Labriformes; Labridae
Gene: ptger2a
Product: prostaglandin E receptor 2a (subtype EP2)
Exons: 3
Coding region: 880-2073 (397 amino acids)
Biological process (GO): positive regulation of cytosolic calcium ion concentration; adenylate cyclase-activating G protein-coupled receptor signaling pathway; inflammatory response
Cellular component (GO): plasma membrane
Molecular function (GO): prostaglandin E receptor activity
Source: RefSeq, a predicted model, not a curated record